Cyprinus carpio (common carp) is the source of this 1824-nucleotide messenger RNA. NCBI's taxonomy places the organism in Eukaryota, Metazoa, Chordata, Actinopteri, Cypriniformes, Cyprinidae. The record is from the annotation of a RefSeq genome assembly.
AUGACACUAAUUAUACACUCAUCACUCCUUCUAAUCUUUUUUAUCUUAGUUUACCCCCUACUCACCACAUUAAACCCUAACCAGCAAGACUCCAACAUAGCAGGUAUAACCAAAACUGCCGUUAGCUCUGCAUUCUUCGUCAGCCUCCUGCCCCUUAUAAUUUUCCUGAACCUAAAAACAGAAGGCAUUAUUACGAACUGACAAUGAAUAAACACCCAAGCAUUUGACGUAAACAUCAGUUUCAAAUUCGACCACUACUCCCUAAUCUUCGUCCCAAUCGCCCUAUACGUCACCUGAUCAAUUUUAGAAUUCGCACUAUGAUAUAUACACUCCGACCCCAACAUUGACCGAUUCUUCAAAUACUUACUCACAUUCCUAGUAGCCAUAAUUAUCCUAGUUACAGCCAACAACAUAUUCCAACUAUUUAUCGGCUGAGAAGGCGUAGGCAUCAUAUCAUUCCUACUCAUCGGAUGAUGACAUGGACGAGCAGACGCCAACACCGCGGCUCUCCAAGCUGUUAUUUACAACCGAGUAGGAGACAUUGGACUAAUUAUAACUAUAGCCUGACUAGCAAUAAACCUUAAUUCCUGAGAAAUUCAACAAAUCUUUGCCCUGUCAAAAAACUUUGAUAUAACAAUUCCCCUAAUAGGACUUGCCCUAGCGGCAACAGGAAAAUCAGCCCAAUUUGGCCUCCACCCAUGACUCCCGGUCGCCAUGGAGGGCCCUACACCAGUAUCCGCCCUACUCCAUUCAAGUACUAUAGUCGUCGCAGGAAUUUUCCUACUAAUCCGCCUUCACCCCCGCAUAGAAAACAAUCAACUAGCCCUAACAACCUGCCUCUGCCUCGGAGCAUUAACCUCACUAUUUACAGCCACCUGCGCCCUAACCCAAAACGACAUCAAAAAAAUUGUAGCCUUCUCAACAUCCAGCCAACUAGGACUAAUAAUAGUUACAAUCGGACUAAACCAACCACAACUAGCAUUCCUCCACAUUUGCACCCAUGCCUUCUUCAAGGCAAUGCUCUUCCUGUGUUCAGGGUCGAUCAUUCACAGCCUAAAUGACGAACAAGACAUCCGAAAAAUAGGAGGCCUAUUCAACAUUAUGCCCGCCACCUCAACCUAUUUUACAAUUGGCAGCCUAGCCUUAACAGGAACCCCCUUCCUAGCAGGAUUCUUCUCAAAGGACGCAAUUAUUGAAGCCCUAAACACCUCCUACCUAAACGCCUGAGCCCUAACCCUAACACUAAUCGCUACAUCAUUCACCGCAGUAUACAGUUUUCGACUAGUAUACUUUGUAAUUAUAGGAACCCCACGAUUCCUGCCCCUAUCUCCAAUCAACGAAAAUAACCCACUAGUAAUUAACACCAUCAAACGACUUGCCUGAGGAAGCAUUAUUGCAGGACUCAUUAUUACACAAAAUUUCCCACCAAUAAAAACACCAAUCAUAACAAUAUCAAUCACUUUAAAAAUAGCAGCCCUCAUAGUAACAAUUGCAGGCUUGCUAGUAGCCAUAGAACUAGCCAAUUUAACAAGCAAACAAGUAAAAAUCACCCCAAUAAUCUCCACACACCACUUCUCAAACAUAUUAGGAUUCUACCCUAUAAUUAUCCACCGACUUAUUCCAAAACUUAAACUUACUCUAGGACAAUCAGCCGCCACCCAACUAGACAAAACAUGACUCGAAACCGUUGGGCCGAAAGGUUUAGCACUCACACAAAUAGCCAUAGCAAAAAUUACAAAUGACAUCACACGAGGAAUGAUCAAAACAUACCUAACCAUCUUCCUCCUAACUCUAAUCCUGGCCACCAUCCCCGUGCUCCUUUAA